Molecule: messenger RNA, 1446 nt
Organism: Closterium sp. Yama58-4
Lineage: Eukaryota; Viridiplantae; Streptophyta; Zygnematophyceae; Desmidiales; Closteriaceae
Source: the annotation of a GenBank genome assembly
AUGUCUCGAAGCGCCUUGAACACCUGGUUUGGGGGGGCGACGAAGGAGGGUGGGAUUGAAGGAGUUGUGACAGCUAUUGGGAUUGAAGGAGUUGUGACAGCUAUUGGGAUUGAAGGAGUUGUGACAGCUAUUGGGAUUGAAGGAGUUGUGACAGCUAUUGGGAUUGAAGGAGUUGUGACAGCUAUUGGGAUUGAAGGAGUUGUGACAGCUAUUGGGAUUGAAGGAGUUGUGACAGCUAUUGGGAUUGAAGGAGUUGUGACAGCUAUUGGGAUUGAAGGAGUUGUGACAGCUAUUGGGAUUGAAGGAGUUGUGACAGCUAUUGGGAUUGAAGGAGUUGUGACAGCUAUUGGGAUUGAAGGAGUUGUGACAGCUAUUGGGAUUGAAGGAGUUGUGACAGCUAUUGGGAUUGAAGGAGUUGUGACAGCUAUUGGGAUUGAAGGAGUUGUGACAGCUAUUGGGAUUGAAGGAGUUGUGACAGCUAUUGGGAUUGAAGGAGUUGUGACAGCUAUUGGGAUUGAAGGAGUUGUGACAGCUAUUGGGAUUGAAGGAGUUGUGACAGCUAUUGGGAUUGAAGGAGUUGUGACAGCUAUUGGGAUUGAAGGAGUUGUGACAGCUAUUGGGAUUGAAGGAGUUGUGACAGCUAUUGGGAUUGAAGGAGUUGUGACAGCUAUUGGGAUUGAAGGAGUUGUGACAGCUAUUGGGAUUGAAGGAGUUGUGACAGCUAUUGGGAUUGAAGGAGUUGUGACAGCUAUUGGGAUUGAAGGAGUUGUGACAGCUAUUGGGAUUGAAGGAGUUGUGACAGCUAUUGGGAUUGAAGGAGUUGUGACAGCUAUUGGGAUUGAAGGAGUUGUGACAGCUAUUGGGAUUGAAGGAGUUGUGACAGCUAUUGGGAUUGAAGGAGUUGUGACAGCUAUUGGGAUUGAAGGAGUUGUGACAGCUAUUGGGAUUGAAGGAGUUGUGACAGCUAUUGGGAUUGAAGGAGUUGUGACAGCUAUUGGGAUUGAAGGAGUUGUGACAGCUAUUGGGAUUGAAGGAGUUGUGACAGCUAUUGGGAUUGAAGGAGUUGUGACAGCUAUUGGGAUUGAAGGAGUUGUGACAGCUAUUGGGAUUGAAGGAGUUGUGACAGCUAUUGGGAUUGAAGGAGUUGUGACAGCUAUUGGGAUUGAAGGAGUUGUGACAGCUAUUGGGAUUGAAGGAGUUGUGACAGCUAUUGGGAUUGAAGGAGUUGUGACAGCUAUUGGGAUUGAAGGAGUUGUGACAGCUAUUGGGAUUGAAGGAGUUGUGACAGCUAUUGGGAUUGAAGGAGUUGUGACAGCUAUUGGGAUUGAAGGAGUUGUGACAGCUAUUGGGAUUGAAGGAGUUGUGACAGCUAUUGGGAUUGAAGGAGUUGUGCUCCCUGAUUGUGCACACGUGCAGGAGGUCACUAAUGAGAAUUCUCAAAAGUAA